This is a messenger RNA of Camellia sinensis, 456 nucleotides long. Its product is annotated as F-box/kelch-repeat protein At3g23880-like. The record is from RefSeq and is a predicted model, not a curated record. NCBI's taxonomy places the organism in Eukaryota, Viridiplantae, Streptophyta, Magnoliopsida, Ericales, Theaceae. Gene Ontology annotation, molecular function: protein binding.
AUGUGGAAUUCCAAUGAUCCAUUGAUUUUGUCGUUUGAUUUGUCUGAUGAGGUGUUUCAAACGAUGAUGUUACCAAAUGGUAUGGUAGGCGUGAGCACGGAGGAGAUGUGGACUUCAGUCUUUGGGGGAUUGCUUUCUCUGUUAUGUUACGAAGAUGCUGCUCCAAACCAGUAUUGUUCCGUUUGGAUAAUGAAAGAGUAUGGUGUAGUCGAUUCUUGGUGUAAACAGUUCACAGUUGAUCUAAGCGGGGGAAUUACAGAGGUAUUAGGUAUGCGAAAUAAUGGUCAUGUAUUAUUGGAGACAAAAACGACUAGGAAUUGGGUGCUUUCUUCAUAUGACCCUUCGAACCAUCAAAUUAAGAAUUUGGGAAUUCAUGCUAGUUCCUACCAUUUUGUUGUUGAUACUUACGAGGAGAACCUUGUCUUACUCAACAAACCAAAUGAUGCAUUUUCUUGA